GUGCUAAACCAUCUUCAGCAGUAUGGGGUCAGAAAACCCAAGCCCGCAAAAUCCCAGCUGUAAAAUUAUGACAUUCCAUCCAACACUAGAAGAAUUCCAGGAUUUUGGAAAGUACAUUGCUUAUAUUGAAUCCCAAGGUGCUCACAGAGCAGGACUUGCUAAGGUGGUUCCUCCCAAGGAAUGGAAGCCACGCAAGAGCUAUGAUGAUAUUGACAGCAUGGUGAUCCCUGCUCCCAUUCAGCAGGUGGUGACUGGACAGUCAGGACUCUUCACCCAGUAUAAUAUUCAGAAGAAACCCAUGCUGGUUGGAGAUUAUCGGCGUUUGGCUAAUAGUGAGAAGUACUGUACUCCUCGUCAUCAGGAUUUUGAUGAUCUGGAGCGCAAAUACUGGAAGAAUUUGACUUUCGUGUCUCCUAUUUAUGGGGCAGAUAUCAGUGGUUCCUUGUAUGAUGCAGAUGUGGAAGAGUGGAAUAUUGGGAAUCUGAACACUCUUCUUGACAUGGUGGAACAUCAGUGUGGAAUUAUCAUAGAAGGUGUGAAUACCCCCUACCUCUACUUCGGGAUGUGGAAGACCACGUUUGCUUGGCAUACAGAGGACAUGGAUCUCUACAGCAUCAACUACUUGCAUUUUGGAGAGCCCAAAUCAUGGUAUGCUAUACCUCCAGAACAUGGCAAGCGGCUGGAAAGACUGGCAAAAGGGUUUUUUCCUGGGAGCUCUCAAGGGUGCGAUGCCUUCCUCCGUCACAAGAUGACCCUCAUUUCACCCUCUAUCUUGAAAAAAUACAGUAUCCCUUUUGACCGGAUCACCCAGGAAGCUGGAGAGUUCAUGAUUACUUUUCCUUAUGGCUACCAUGCGGGGUUCAACCACGGAUUCAACUGUGCCGAGUCCACCAAUUUUGCUACCCUGCGAUGGAUUGAUUAUGGCAAGAUGGCCACACAAUGCACGUGCCGGAAAGAUACCGUGAAGAUCUCUAUGGAUGUUUUUGUACGGGUGCUACAGCCUGAACGGUAUGACUUAUGGAAACAAGGAAAAGACAUCACCGUCUUGGAUCACAUGAAACCUACAGCUUUAACAUCUCCAGAGUUGGAAGCUUGGAAUCAGACAAAAGAUGCCUUGAAAGCAAAGAUGCUACGCAGGGCAAACAGGAAACGAAGCCAACCCCGAAGGCACAAGACACAGGACCAGAAGUCACUUGUGGAUGUUAUGGCAAUGGAGACCACUUUGGAUGAGGUACCAGAGAAGGAGGAUCAGAGAAGAGUCCCCAGCUUGGAUGAAGAAGAAAAAAAUAAAGCAUCAGACAGCAAAGAGGCAGGGGAAUACAAGCCAAAGUUGCGCAACCCAAGAGUUAAAGGGGAGAGGAAGAAGAAGCAGCAGCUCCCCUUGCACCAGCUUCUUCCUCCGCUGCUCCUCCCCCAGCCACAUCUGCAAAAGCAGGAGGGGCAGCAGCAGAGCCCUCCAGAGGAAGAAGGGACUGAUGCCAAGCACGCAGCGGGAGACAACCUGCCCCCCAUGCCUGACCUUAGCACCCCGUCUUCCGAAAGUCCGGGUGAAGAGGACGAGUCGAAGCAGCGACCCAUAAUCCCCAUGCUGUAUGUGGUUCCCCAGCGCAAAAAGGCGCCGUUGGAGAAGAAGCACCUAUCCUGCCAGGAAGUCUUUGAGCGGUUCGUGAAAAGGGACCAAAUGCCCUCUUUGGAUCUUGGUGUGAAAGAUGAGAGUGUCAAGGGAGAGGAUGCGGAGCUGCCUGGCGAGCCCAGUAAAUUGCAGGCAGUCCUACGCUUGGAUGAUAUCACCUUGUGGAGGAUCCCUAAAAGGGAGAGGCGGGAGUUGUUCAAGCGCGUUAGCGGCAAGCCGGCGAGAUACGCGGCAGCUCUGUUCACCCGGAUGGUCCCCCCGGAUGAGCUGCGGAGGUGGCGAAGCACUGUUAGCUAUUGCGGGGGCAGAGGGAAGCAUGCUCUGCCCCACAACGUGGUUGCCCGCUUGAGGCACCUUUUGUUCAAGCAGUACUCGGACAUAAUAGCGGCCGACUGGAGAAAAAUCUGGUUGAAAAUCAACAAGAUCCUUGAGGCUUGAUGGGGCCACUGCUGGGUGCUCCUGCCCACUGCUGCUGCAUGGCUGUUCAUAGGGAAGUUGUCUUUUCUUGCUUGGGAAUCUUCCAUGGCAGGCUGGGCCAGAAACCUCCAAAAGACGAGACUGCUGCAACUUGUUGAAGUGCUCUGGGCCAAAGUAGAACUCUGUGCUUGUGCUGCUGGCCAGUCAUGGGCACAGCAGACGCCACAUGUUUCAUUGUUUGGCUGUGAAAGGGUAGAGCUUGCCACCCAGCAAUAAAUUUUUUUAUACAUUCUCUUUUGACCAUUGUGAUCCCUUCUUUAUUUGCUCUUUUGAUAUCCUAGGAGGUUCUGUUGUGCCUGUUGUUGUCACUCUGCGUAUAUGUGAUAAGAGAACUUUGGCUGAGCUUUGGGAAUCGCUGCACUAGCUGUGGGCUGCUUGGCACAAAGGCAUGGAAUACGUGGCCUGCCCUGUCAUGAAUAUCUGUCAACUUUUUGGAAGAAUUGAAAUAGAUUCCUAAAUGCCUUCUCUCUUUGUCGUCCCUAUUUUCUGUGCCUGCUGGUGUUCCAGGAUUCCCCCGGAUCAUAUCAAUAGUGUUAAAAUUUUAUCAGAAUGCCACUAAGAGCAGCAGAAAAAGAUGAAGGAUUAGAGAUAGAUGUUUGAGUUGGGUCAGGUCCAAUUUUGCAGAAUACAUUUAUGAACUAAGGUUGAGGUCGAAUUGGCCGUGUGUUAAAACUUAAUACAGACUCUAAAUUGCUAACUAAAAAGCAGGGCUGCCUCUUCAGUUCCCCAUUCACUAGUAAUCUGUGUAAGAUCUCUAGGUAGUCAGCCACAGGGUGUAGCUAAACUGCCUUUGCAUCCCAUCUUGAUCAAGGCAGUUGUCAGGAAGGCAACUGAGAGGAAUCAGAACAGUUGAAAAUGGGACUGGACAGUGUAGCUAUGCAGAAACAUUUCAGAGCUGGCCCAACUUGUGGAUAUGUUUCUCGAAACCUGAAUGAGCAAAUACCUAACUGUUCAUUCCCAGGAAUUAAAGUUUUCUUUCAUAAGUAGAUGUUGUUCUCCCAAAGAAGAGAUGAGAUAACAUGACAUGCCAAAAUACAUGGCAGACCGGGAUCUGGCCAGCACUAUUUGAAGGGGCAAGUAAGGCUCAGCUCUCUUAACAUUCUUACAUAUGCAAAAGGAAAAGUGUUUUGCAGGAAAUACACCUCAGGCCAGGUGGGAACAUGCAGAUUUGAUUUAAGUUAUACCAUGAAGGUUCAAAGAAUUAUACUUACUAAUACAGUGCUUGACACUUGUUUUAGAGUAAACAAUUAAAGGAGGAAAGAAAAAUAUUUUUCUGGAUAAAAAUGGGGAGAAAAACUUCUUGUUUUUUAAAUAAUUUUCACUUGUGCAAAAGAAUAAAGAUGGAGAGAGGCCAUCAAGGCUUCUCUAGUACAGAAUUGGGCAUUUUCAAAAUGCUGAAUAUUAUAUGUUCACUGCUUUAACAGUAUUGAAUCACUAUUGCUAGGCAACCCUUUCUGUUUCCCUCUGACAAAGCAUUUCUCACCUAAUUGGUUCCAUGGCUUUACACAGAGAUGUGUUGCGGUAUGUAUGUGAGCAGGUAGGUGUGUCAAUGGUGGGCAUUUGGUAAUUUGCCAUGAAAGCAACUCAGAAUUUUAAUAUGCAGAAAGAGGAAGGUGAAAUAAAUCGGUGCCUGGAUCUGAGCUGGAAUCAGUGGGACCAGAAGCUCACCUGGAAAAUGCAGAGCCCAUUUAAAUCAUGCCAUUGAGUGGGUAUUUUAUGAUUCUCUCAUAAAAUGGUGGAUCCAUGUGUCAUCCGCACCAGGCUUACUGUUGAGAGGCAGGCUAUGCCACCCCUAGCAGAGAGAGGCAUGUUCUCAGGAGCUGCUCUGUUCUCCACACUGUGGUUUAGCAGCUGGGGGUGUGCUUUGCCAUACAAACAGUCUUCCUCAUCGAUGGUCAGGCUGUAUAGUCCCCUCACAUCUCCUCUAGUUCAUUGGGGAAAGGAGGGUAUAGCCUCUACUUUGCCUUGGAUGGUCCCAGGCUCAAACCUUGAUGUGUCCAGGUAAGCUUGGGAAAGGACCUUGGAGUCUGAGCUCCAGGGAGAGAGUGUCUGCUUGUCCAGCAGAGAGCCGUACAUUAAAGCAGCAAAGGUUUGCAUCAGAGAUUUUUGUAAAAGACUUAUUGAAAGAGUACCUUCUCACUAGCAAUAUUGAUGUUCUUCCCACCCUCCACCCCCACCCCACACCCCCACCCCACACCUGUGGGCCUGCUUCUAGCUCCACCUUAAGGCUGAGAAGAUAAUCAGUUCAUUUAAUUAAGGGGGGAGAAGAGAUCUUAUUUGUGGGCCAUUUGUUCUUGUCAUACAGAUGACUAGCAGUUGACAAGGUGGCCCUCUCUUAAAACACUUAGUAAAGGGGAAAGAUGCAUAACUCUUACCUGCUUUCAUCGUCAAGAUGCUCUAAAUGAACUUAAAAGGCUCUUCUGGAUUUUCAUUGCAGCUCUUUGGAGCUUUUAAAGCUAUUGCUUCUUGCCCUGUCCAUUUAAUAUACUGAAAAUAACUAUUAACCUUCUUACAGCUGCAUGUGCUUCACAAGUCCAUGGGGCUUAGAGUUUCAUUCAGAAUUCAGCAGAUAGAGAACUUAAUUUUGGAUUUUGUUGUUAACAGCCUAGUCCUUAUUGUGGUUAAGAAAAUGCUGAAAAAUAUGUAGGCAAUGCGCCAGAGGCUGAGCGGAGCCAUCAACGUGUUGCUCUUUUACUCCUUUAUUAUAUGCAGAACAGAUAAGCAGGUUGACUCAUUUCUCACAUUCAGCUUCCCUUGUUGAGCGUUUGCGGUUGUAGGGUGUAUACCACUCUGUCUUUCUGCUUCUCCUGACCCACAGAAUUUUGCUGAGUUACAGCAGCGAAAUGCAAAGAGCUCAUCCUCUGGUAGCCUGGACCACAGUUCCUAUCACUGCCAGACACAGAUGUUCAUGGCUGGAAUGGUAGCAUCAGGAUGAAAAGCAGAUCAGAAAAGGCUGCCAAAAAAGGCAUUAAUGGUUCUACCUUGGAGCUUUUCAUCAUAAGACCUCCAUUGUUCCCAUUGUAAGGUAUACAAAAUAAUGCUCUUUUAUUUUGGUGGCUUUUUUCC
Molecule: messenger RNA, 5176 nt
Organism: Python bivittatus (Burmese python)
Lineage: Eukaryota; Metazoa; Chordata; Lepidosauria; Squamata; Pythonidae
Source: RefSeq, a predicted model, not a curated record